AUGGCUGCCUGCAUCUUGGCAUCAAAAGGCAAAACCAUCGCAGACAGCUCCUACCAGCCAGAGGUCCUUAACAUCCUUUCAUUCCUGAGAAUGAAAAACCGGAGCUCAGCAUCUCCGGCAGCUUUCAGAGUGGAGAGCAUGGACAUGAACCCAGAAUGCUUUGUGUCUCCCUGGUGUGCAAAAAAGCACAAAUCUAAACAGAUUUUCAGUAACAGAACCCCAACAACCUAUGCAGAACAUGAAAUGCGACAAAGUGACAGUGUCUCUUCCAGCCAUUCUACUGAGGCACAAGAACCUACCAAAACAGAUCAAAAGACAAUUUGUGACUCUAAAAUAAUUAUCCUCAUCUCCUUUCUGGUGAUUCUAAUAACUACACUGGCCACAAUUUUAGCAGUUGAAAGAAACAAAUCUUCCAGUGAACACACUUCAUGCCUGGAUGGCUGGAUAGGUUACCAAAAAAAGUGCUUUUAUUUUUCUGAAAAUACAACGACUUGGACAUCCAGUCAGAACUUCUGUGCUUCUCAUGCAGCAACUCUUGCAGUAUUCAACACCACAAAGGAACUGGAGUUCCUGAAACGAUAUUCUGAUCAUUCUCAAUAUUGGAUUGGACUGAGUCGAAAACCAGGAGAGGCUUGGAAGUGGAUAGAUGGAAACCUAUACAGUGGUUGGUUUAAAAUUAUUGGAUUUGGAGAAUGUGCUUAUCUACACAAAAUCGGCAUCAGCAGUGCCAGUAGUCAUUUGCUUAGAAAAUGGAUCUGCAGUAAGCUUGAAACAUGUACACCAAGAAGUUAA
Molecule: messenger RNA, 792 nt
Organism: Chrysochloris asiatica (Cape golden mole)
Lineage: Eukaryota; Metazoa; Chordata; Mammalia; Afrosoricida; Chrysochloridae
Product: C-type lectin domain family 2 member D-like
Exons: 6
Coding region: 1-792 (263 amino acids)
Source: RefSeq, a predicted model, not a curated record